CCUUUUAUAUUAAACUGAGAGUUUAAUUUUCCUCUCAAACUUUACCCAUUUUUUUUUUCUUUUUCUCUCUUCAUCAAUUCUUCUCUUAAGAACCCUAGCUAAUCAAAAGUACUCGGAUCAAAUGGCGAUUUUACCGGAGAACUCUUCUAAUUUAGAUCUUACUAUCUCCGUUCCAGGCUUCUCUUCCUCCCCUCCCUCCGAUGAAGGAAGCGGAGGAGGGAGAGAACAGCUAAAGCUAGACAUGAAUCGUUUGCCGUCGUCUGAAGACGGAGAGGAUGAGGAAUUAAGUCACGAUGAUGGCUCUGCUCCUCCUCGGAAGAAGCUCCGUCUAACCAGAGAACAGUCUCGUCUUCUUGAAGAUAGUUUCAGACAGAACCAUACCCUUAAUCCCAAACAAAAGGAAGCACUAGCUCAGCAUUUGAUGCUACGGCCAAGACAAAUUGAAGUUUGGUUUCAAAACCGUAGAGCAAGGAGCAAAUUGAAGCAAACAGAGAUGGAAUGCGAGUAUCUAAAAAGGUGGUUUGGUUCGUUAACGGAGCAAAACCACAGGCUCCAUAGAGAAGUAGAAGAGCUUAGAGCCAUGAAGGUCGGUCCACCAACGGUGAACUCCGCCUCCAGCCUCACCAUGUGCCCUCGCUGCGAGCGUGUCACCACUGCAGCCACCCCACCUAAUUCCAUGGCGGUUCCAGCCAGGAAAACGUUUCCGCCGCAAGAGCGUGAGGAUUGAUCUAUGUUAUCAGUAUGGUUUAUAAGUCAACGAAAGUCAACCCCUUCAGCCCAAAAGCAAAAUUGCUGUUCACAUGAUUUCGUGUAAAUAUACUACUUAGAGAUUUUGUGCUGCACAACAACUCUUUGUAAAUAUUAUUUCAUUAUUUUUUAAUUAGAAAUCCAAUAUCCUUAAUUUGAA
Molecule: messenger RNA, 907 nt
Organism: Capsella rubella
Lineage: Eukaryota; Viridiplantae; Streptophyta; Magnoliopsida; Brassicales; Brassicaceae
Product: homeobox-leucine zipper protein ATHB-17
Exons: 4
Coding region: 122-727 (201 amino acids)
Biological process (GO): regulation of DNA-templated transcription
Molecular function (GO): sequence-specific DNA binding; DNA-binding transcription factor activity, RNA polymerase II-specific
Source: RefSeq, a predicted model, not a curated record